Brugia malayi is the source of this 4515-nucleotide messenger RNA. RefSeq lists its product as uncharacterized. The coding region runs from base 1 to 4515 and encodes 1504 amino acids. The transcript has 32 exons. Gene Ontology annotation, molecular function: protein tyrosine phosphatase activity; protein binding. The record is from RefSeq and is a predicted model, not a curated record. NCBI's taxonomy places the organism in Eukaryota, Metazoa, Nematoda, Chromadorea, Rhabditida, Onchocercidae. Gene Ontology annotation, biological process: protein dephosphorylation.
AUGACUGGAAAAACAACACAGUGGCUUUGGUGGUCUACUCUGAUAUUUCUUCUUCUUAGGGCUACAAAACAAUUUGGUGUAAGACGAAUGGUAAACAGUGAUAAGAAUGAUAAUAUGAAUGAUAAAAGCAUAUGGUAUUCGGAGAAUAUUAGUGUAACACGUCUUAAACCACAACCUAAAACACCCAGCGAAUUGAAGAUACCAGAAUGUGAAGAUUCAAUCAAUGAUUGUGCAUAUGGUGGUAAAUGCGUUACUGAUUCAAAUGGUUACAAAUCUUGUCUUUGUCCAGCAAGUUGUCCGGCAUCAAUUCCGGUGUCAUGCCGUGCUGGCAGGCAGGAUGAUUAUUGCAUGUCGAUGAGUGAUGAUUACAGAGAUAGGUAUCUACUACCGGAACCUGCUUGUCAUAUGGGGAUUUGUGUUUGUCCUCCAAUGUUUGAUCCGUGGAGAUUAGAAGGAGCUAUUGAAUUACUUCCCUUCAAAUGUGAUCGAAGAGAAUUAAUGGUACAGGGACGGGCGCUUCCAUCCGAUUCUGUUUAUCAAGGCACAGAUGCCAGUUUAUUUUGUUGUAUCAAUAUGGAUCCGAGAUCAUUUAUUGAUGAUGAUGGAGUGGAUUUUAUACAAAAUUCAUCAAUCAUACGUGAACCAACCAAUACACCAUACGAUGAAGUUUUCACCGAUGGCAUUGAACCACCACGUUGCUGGUCACUGGAAAUUAAGAAUGCACAAUAUAGUGAUAGCGGAACAUAUCUUUGUCACGUGAAAACAAACGGUAAACACGAAAUCAACACCAAUCAUACGAUCAAUUUUUUCGUUAAAGAUCAAGGUAGUCUUCCCACUGGAGAUUAUUCAUCCACCAAACUGAAAUUUCUCGAUCUGCUUGCUGAACGACGAAAAGCCAAGAAAAUUGAGGAGAAAACACCACGAAUCAUCCAAAAUGUGACAGUGAGAACAAAUGCAACUCAUGCGGAAAUUCGAUGGGAUGCGCAAGAUGAUGGACCAAUGUUAAAGAUUGAUUUCAAAUUAAUGCGACGAACAGAUGGAGUAGAGGUAUGGUCAGAUAUAAAUGCAAAAUCUGGUGUGGUCAUUGGAGAAUUGUUACCAGCAACGCCGUAUACAUUAUUCAUAUCAGUGUUUGAUGGUCAAAAUGAACCAUUCAAAAUAACCGAACAUUUUACAACAUCUGAAAGCGCUCCAGAACCACCAACACUGGGUGAAAUACGUAUUCUCAAUCUUCAGGGUGGUUUGUACUGUGAAGUUGAAUGGAUGCCACCGAAAACACCAAAUGGACGUAUCACUAAAUAUUACGUAACAGUACGAGGUCAAAUACGACAUGUUUCGCCCGGUGGAAUUUUAUCAAAUGAUGAUUUUCCAGCAGAAGAGAAAAAUCAGUGUGCUAAUUACAAUAAUAAUGAUAGUAGCUAUACGAGUGCUGAUGCUAUUGCAGAUUUUUAUUCAUGUCGUUUUGGACCAUUAAAACCGAAUCGAAAUUAUACUGCAUUCGUAUGGGCUGAGAAUGGAGCUGGUCGAAGUGAAAAUGCAACAUUUUCUGAGCAAUGUAUAACAGAUUUUGCGCAACCUGAUGCCGUCGAUGCUCCAGCUUCAAUGUCGCAAAAUGGGACAGUAUUUGGUUUGACAUUUAAUAGCGAACCGGAUGAAGUUAACGGCCCUGUAGCAUGUUACUACGUUGCAAUUGUUCCGCUUGCACCAGAUGUUGUUAUUGAGAGUUUGCCGGCACCUGAUUCACUUAUUGUUGACACAUUCCUGAAAGCAAUGGGCAAUAAUUUACAGAGUGAACAGCUAAAACAAGAAACGAAACAAAAACGUUACUUUGCAUAUAUCGCAGAAAGUUAUAUGCAGUAUCCGAAAAGAACACUUAUUGGUGAUGGUAAUACUACAGCUGGUGUAGAACCCUGCAAUGUUUUAUAUUUGAGUCGUCAUCGACCGGAGGAUCCAGCAUUGAAGCCUGGUCUAAAAUAUACGGGUUUCUUAAUUGCACGUGUUGAUCGUGAUUAUGCUUCACGUAGUGAUUCAUUUCGACAUAAUGAUCUUUUUUUCAUAAAAAGAAAACGGAGGCGAUUGCAUCAGAACAUAGAAAAAAGAUUUUUGGAUCGAAGUCGUUGGUUUAGUUAUCGUGAGAAUUCGGAACUUCCACGUCAUUUUCGACCAUCACGGCAGUUAAUUGUUAGUGGUCCAGCAUAUGGCUUUAGCGGAUAUUUUAAACCUGUAAUCUUGGAAGCUUUUGAUGAGCAAUGGGCCCAAUCAUGGAUGACAGUACUGUUCAGCGUGCUUUCUUUGGUUUUAUUCAUCAUGCUAGUCUCUUCAUUUGUUACCUAUAUUUUGCACAGACGUGGGAUGAUAAAGCAAUUAUGUCCGAUGAGUAAGGAUCGUAUACUUCUAAAGCCUCAUUUUCAUGCAACACUCGUUGAUGAUCUACCCGAAGAAUAUACUAUUCGACGUCGUGAUAGCAAUUACUUAUGCAUCUCUGAAUUUGAUGCUUUGCCAAAUUAUCGUUCAAUGGAAUCGAGUGCUUCGGAACGUCUCGAGAAUGCCCAUAAAAAUCGUUACAAUGAUGUAAAGGCAUUCGAUGCUACACGUGUCAAAUUACCAAUUAUUGGAAAUGAUCCAUCAACUGAUUAUAUCAACGCUAAUUUUGUCAAGGGAUACAGAGGUCGCAAAAUGUUCAUUGCAUCGCAAGGUCCGCUAGAUGCUAGUACGGAUGAUUUUUGGCGUAUGAUUUGGGAGCAUAAAGUACGAGUUAUAGUCAUGGUUGCUAAUCUCUACGAAAGAAAUCGAUGUCAAUGUGCGAAAUACUGGCCAGAUGAUGGGCCAAAAGCAUAUGAUAAAUUAGAAGUUCGUCCAGUUGAUUCGAUUUACUAUUCUGAUUAUGCUAUACGCAAUUUUGAAGUACGUCGUAUUCAACCAACGGUAGCAAAUGGUUCUCUCUCUGGUAGUCCUGCGAUCAUUUCAUAUGAAAUUCCAAGUAUAACUGGUGAUACAGUUGCCGAUCCUUCUGCAGUUAUUGUGAAUAUGAAGUCUCGUUCAUCAUCAACGCAUGGUUCAGUUGAUUCUAUUCUUAAUGAAGUAUCUUCGAAUUCAAAAAGAAAUUCACGAUGUAGCUAUAGUAAUACACAAUUGAAUGAUAUUCAUGCAGAAACGGAAUUUGUUACUAAAACUCCAGAAGUUCGUCAUGUUGUACAAUAUCACUAUACCUCAUGGAAUGAUUUACAAGCACCUGAAUGUACCACUGGUUUGCUACGCUUUUUAUCAAAAUUGCGUAAAUUGGAUAAUUAUAUCCAUGGUCCUGUUGUUGUUCAUUGCAGUGCUGGUGUUGGUCGUACAGGUACUUUUAUUGCAAUUGAUAGUUUAUUAGAUCAAUGUAUAGAGGAAGGUAAAGCAGAUGUGUUUGGUUUUGUGUCAGAAAUGAGAAAGCAACGAAAUACUAUGGUUCAGAAUGCUGAGCAGUAUCUUUUUAUUUACAAAGCAUUAGCUGAAUGGUAUAUGUUUGGAGAAACUGAUAUUGAAGUGAGUCAAUUUCGUGAACAUUAUCGUAAAUUAAAUGAGCCACAGCUUCGUGAACAUCAAUCGUCAACUAAUCGAUCAGCAUUUACUGCUGUUUUAAAACGACCAACUCAAAAGUUGCACCAGGUUAACAAUGAUACCUGUAUUACCGAGAAAGUACCAACUGCAAUGCAAGCUGAAUAUAAGCGACUGGAGCGUACACUUGAACCACGGCGAACAUGUAAUUUUGCGCACAAACCAGAGAAUUUAAGAAAAAAUCGUGUUGAGAAUGCUGUUCCAUUCGAUCAUUGCCGUAUCGUUUUGCCAGUUAUUAUUGGAAGUGUUAACGAUUCAACUUAUAUUAAUGCUUCUUUAGUUAAGGGUUAUUUUUAUCCAUAUAUCCUAGCUCAGGAUCCAUUAGAUGAGCAAACAUGUUAUGAUUUUUGGUGUAUGAUUGGUGAGCAAAAUUCACGAGCUGUUGUGAUGUUGUCAUCUGAAUCUGAAUUUAUGCCAGCUGAAAAAUAUUGGCCGAGUGAAGUAGGAUGUAUAAAAACUUUCGGACGCGAUGGUGAAGUAUCAAUCAAACUAAUUGGAGAAGAAUUGUUCUCAACAUUUGCACUUAGAAAGUUUACAUACAAAUUUACAAAAGAAAAAACAUAUCGCGAAAUAAUACAGUAUGCUUACUUAUGUUGGCCAGCAGACAAAGUACUGCCCGAAUCAACUGAAUCAAUAAUUGAUUUAAUAAGUCGAGUGCUUUCCUUACAAAGUGAUCAUCAAGAAGCAGGUCCAAUUAUACUGCAUUCAAGAGAUGGAUCAUUAAAAACGGGUCUUUACUGUUGUGUGUCAUUAUUGCUUGAAAGACUUAAAGCAGAAAAUCGUAUCGAUGUAUUUCAAACUGUUCGAAGUUUGCAGCAAAAGCGACCACUUAUGUUCACAAACUUUGAACAAUAUGCUUUCUGUUAUAAAGCUGUCAUCGAUUAUCUGGAUACAUUUAACAAUAAAAGUACGAUUGACUGA